AUGGAUGGCAUCGUACAGACUAUAUCCUCAUCCUUCAUCCUUGCACGUGCAGAAGAUGCCGAUGUGAUGAGAGCAAUGAUGAUGUCCUUUGGGCGUGCCUGGAGUCCGUCCUACAGCUCCAAAUCCUCUGCCGGCCUCGCUCGCCCGAUACCGAGCGACCCUGUACAGCUACAGCAAGAGCCCAUAAACAGCAUGGAUGCCCUCAACUUUCUUGUUGCACAAACUACUGCCAUUUCAAACACCAUGAGGCUGCCUUCAGUAAGACCUGCCUACCAUUCUCGAUACACCAUCGAUGUUGUAUUCGGUCCUUCUCAUGAAGCUCGCUCCAGGCCAGCGAAUGCCAUGAUUCGGACACCCGAGAUACAACACAUCAGUCUCAUCCUUGCAGGGCUCGGCCCACAAUGUCUUACACUGAGAGAUGGUCGCGCUGAACGAUUCGAUCUCGACUUCAUGCACCUUUCCCUCUUUCCCGUCAAGCUCAGGCAAGAUCAAAGCAUUUAG
Messenger RNA from Pseudovirgaria hyperparasitica, 501 nucleotides. RefSeq lists its product as uncharacterized. NCBI's taxonomy places the organism in Eukaryota, Fungi, Ascomycota, Dothideomycetes, Acrospermales, Acrospermaceae. The record is from RefSeq and is a predicted model, not a curated record. The coding region runs from base 1 to 501 and encodes 166 amino acids. The transcript is spliced from 2 exons.